Molecule: messenger RNA, 3503 nt
Organism: Thunnus maccoyii (southern bluefin tuna)
Lineage: Eukaryota; Metazoa; Chordata; Actinopteri; Scombriformes; Scombridae
Gene: cpne4b
Product: copine IVb
Exons: 16
Coding region: 925-2586 (553 amino acids)
Biological process (GO): cellular response to calcium ion
Cellular component (GO): plasma membrane
Molecular function (GO): calcium-dependent phospholipid binding
Source: RefSeq, a predicted model, not a curated record
GAGCACAAUUGCAGUCAGUGGAAAUUCAGCCCAGUUAAAAUCAAUCAAACUUGUUUUGGAUAGCACCUUUCAUAGUGCAGGUCAAAGUGCGUUACAAAUGAUUGACAAGAUGAUAAUAAAACAGAAAAAAUAAAAAGUAGACUAAAGCAGUUGGAGACUAAAGCACACGAAAAGUAGAAACUAUAAAUGAAACAAUCAAACCAAUAAAAUAAGACAAUAACUUAGAAACAGACCAAUAGGCCUACAUCAGCACCUUUAUGAUGUACAGUAUUACCUUCUGAAAGGUGUAAUUUGAUGAUCUCAAAAUGUUCUGUUUAUUUCAGUAUCUCAGUUGCUUCAUUUGCAAUGCUUUGAAACGUUUUAAAUUCAUCUGAACCAGUGAAUCUGGUGGGAACAGACUUUAAAUGAACUGCCAAGUGGUCUCAGGUGUGCGGUCAUCGCUUAUUAUAAAACCGCUGAGGCGCAUCUCAGCCAAUCAAAGCUGAGAACCGGAAAAUCCAUUUUUAUAAGCGUCAGUUCAGUGUAUGAACCACGAGAUGGCGCUGAUAGACUGUGCUCCGAGGCCACUGGUCCCUGGGUACGGUGCGCUCUGUGCGGCCCCCGAUGGAGCCAGCGGAUUACAAACUCCAGUUAAGUGGCGCACCGUCCUCCUCCUCCCCAUCUUUCACCGAGUAAACCCAGGCGCACGGAGCGCAUCCUCACCGUGCAUCCUCGCCCUGUGGAGGGGAAUCAGCUCGUCUGUCAGCGCCAAACCGGUCGAGCUCUGCAGGUUAGAGGAUUGAGAAAACAUAUAGAGAGUGAGGAGAAGGAGAUGGGUCCGGAGGCGGUGAGGCAUCCGUGAUUGUCAAGUAAACGGCGGUGAAGUUCUUCGGCUCCGCUCGGAUCUUUUCUCCAGGUCGUUGAGUGCGUGAUUGUGUUUUCAGCAUGAGUAACAUCUAUGAGUCUGCAGAGGCCACGCUGGGCUUCAUCAGCUCUCCAUGCCUGACCAAAGUGGAGCUGAGAGUGGCCUGCCGGGGAAUCUCGGACCGCGACGCCCUCUCUAAACCCGACCCUUGUGUGGUGCUGAAGAUGCAGUCACACGGCCAAUGGUUUGAGGUGGACCGUACAGAGGUGAUCCGCAGCAGUAGCGGCCCAGUAUUCUCCAAGAUCUUCCUGGUGGAUUACUACUUUGAGGAGGUCCAAAGGCUUCGCUUAGAGCUUCAUGAUAUCAGCUCUGGCAACAAUGGCCUCCGUGACGCUGACUUCCUGGGGGCCAUGGAGUGCACCUUAGGACAGAUUGUCUCACAGAGGAAACUGACCAAAGCUCUACUCAAACAGGGAAACACUACUGGAAAGUCCUCUAUAACGGUGACAGCAGAGGAGUUGUCUGGUAAUGACGAUUAUGUUGAACUCUCCUUCAGUGCUCGUAAGCUAGACGACAAGGAUUUCUUCAGCAAGUCAGACCCUUUCCUGGAGAUUUUUAGAAUAAAUGAUGAUGGGACCGAGUCACUUGUACACAGAACUGAGACAGUCAUGAACAACCUGAGCCCAGUUUGGAAGUCCUUCAAAGUUUCCUUGAACACGCUCUGCAGUGGAGACCAUGAGAGGGAGCUAAAGUGCACGGUUUGGGACUGGGACUCUAAUGGAAAACAUGACUUUAUUGGGGAGUUUCAGACCACCUUUAAGGAGAUGAGGGCAGAGCAGGAGGGCAAGCAGAUCCAAUGGGAGUGCAUCAACCCGAAAUACCAGAUGAAGAAGAAGAAUUACAGAAACUCCGGUGUUGUCAUUCUCAACCACUGUAAGAUCAUCAAAAUGUAUUCCUUCCUGGAUUACAUAAUGGGAGGCUGUCAAAUUCAGUUCACAGUGGCAAUUGACUUCACAGCAUCCAAUGGGGAUCCUAGAAACAGCUGCUCCCUCCACUACAUCCACCCCUACCAGCCCAAUGAGUACCUCAAAGCUCUGGUGGCUGUAGGGGAGAUUUGCCAAGACUAUGACAGUGAUAAAAUGUUCCCUGCGUUUGGUUUUGGAGCUCUGAUACCGCCUGACUUCAAGGUUUCACACGACUUUGCCGUCAACUUUGAUGAGGACAAUCCUGAAUGUGCUGGGAUCCAAGGCGUGGUUGAGGCCUACCAGAAUUGCCUCCCUAAGAUCCAGCUGUACGGGCCCACCAACAUCGCCCCAAUCAUCCAGAAAGUGGCCUCGUCUGCCUCCGAGGAGAUGCACACCAAAGAGGCCAUGGAAUAUUUCAUCCUGCUGAUUCUGACAGACGGCGUCAUCACCGACAUGGCAGACACACGGGAGGCCAUCGUGCAUGCCUCCCACCUGCCCAUGUCGGUCAUCAUUGUCGGUGUGGGCAAUGCAGACUUCACAGACAUGCAGAUAUUGGACGGGGACGACGGGAUCCUGCGUUCACCCAAGGGCGAGCCCGUCCUCCGCGACAUCGUCCAGUUUGUCCCCUUCAAGGACUUCAAGCAUGCGUCCCCAGCUGCACUGGCUAAGAGUGUUUUGGCAGAAGUCCCUAACCAGGUGGUGGAUUACUACAACGCUAAAGGCAUCAAACCCAAGUGUAUGUCGGACUAUGAGUCCACAAGAACCUUUAGCCCCUGACAAUGGACUACAAUGCCCACAUACACUCAAAUACACACUCAUAUAUCAAAUACUGUACAUUUACAUACUGUAUAAUACAUAUAUACAUACUGUAUAAUACAUAUAUACAUGCAAAAGCACAAGCACACACCAACAUGUACACACAACAGUCAUAUAUACAGUAGUCUAGCUCAGAGAUUUAGCUCGUUCUGGUGAAUCAAUUUGAACUACCCCAUUGAUGACUGUUGCAUGUUUGGCCACAAUGGCAUCACCUGGGAAAUUAUUACUAUCUACUGUAUAUCUGAAAGACGUUUAUAGAAAUAAGAGCAGUCUCCUGAACCAGCAUGCAGACUCAGACUAUAGCACACCCAAAGAAAUGACACUUCUACCUUAUUUAGAUAACUAGCAAGUACGUAGGCCAAAAGAUGUGUGAAUAGGCCAGCCAAAACAUGUGACUGCAUAACCUAAAAUGCUUAGAAUUAGCAUUGCAAAUGGUAUUGAUGGGAAUGGUAAUGUCCCUGUUAGUGUACUGCAUAAAUGCAUGCAUAAUUCAGCUCCUGCUAAUAUCCAAUCUCCAAGUAGCUGCUUGCUAGUUAUAAAAUAAAGUAUCUCUGUCAUUUGAGUGACUUUCAGGGUUGUCUUGGGUGUUUUGGGUUCUUUUCUACAGAUUUGUUUGAGAUUUUGGAAAUGAGUAACUAAAUAAUUGUAAUAAUUUCUUAAUAACCUUCUUACAUUGUAAAGACUUUUGGGAGGAUAGCCAAGUGUGUGUGGUAGACACUCAUCUGUGAGCUGAAAACUGUUUUUUUUCUGUAUUCUGCAUGUUGAUUAUAAUAAAGACAUUUUGGUUUUCUCACUUUGUGUGAUCAUCUGCUGCUGUUUGUAUGUGUGUGUGUAUGCUUGUAUUAAUCAUAUUGUGAAUAAAUCUGCUCACACACUCA